UGAGAUUUGCGUUGUCGACUGCAGACGUUUAAAAAUGCGGUAUCAGUUGUUAUUUACAAUAUUAUUCGCAAUUUGUCCAGCUGUCUAUUUGCUUAUACCAAAUAGUGAGGGCAUUAACAUUCCUCUCAAACGUCAUAAAACACCUAGAGAGGAAUAUAUGAAUGCACCUAAUAUUUUUGAGAAAUACGGUAUAUCCUUUGAUGUUUUACAUAAAAAGCACCAUAAUAACAACCGCACCAAUGAUUCAAUUGCCUUAUAUCGUUAUCUGGAUAAUGAAUUUUAUGGGGAAAUAGUUAUUGGCCAUCCAGGGCAAAAAUUGAAAGUAGCUUUUGAUACAGCCUGGUCGUUGUCUUGGGUUCUGUCAUCACAAUGCAAUUUUUGGAAAACACCUGGUUGUUGGUUUCAUAAUAAAUAUGAUCAUCAAAAAUCAUCUGAAUAUAAACCUGAUGGAAGACCAUAUAAAGGUAUUGAAGACUCAUAUACUCUCAAAGGUUUUUAUUCGUACGACAACAUCUCGUUCGCCCAUAGCAAUGUGACAAACCAGUCUUUUGUGGAGAUGGUAUCAGUUCCCUGGACAUUCCUCCUAAACAAAGCUGAAGGAAUUUUAGGUUUAGGUCCUAAAACCGACUCUUACACACCAUUUUUCUACACUCUAUUGGCUCAAAAUAAAAUUAAGAAACCAUUGUUCUCCAUUUAUCUUAAUGGAGAUACAAAAUCGUUGCAUGGUGGCAAUAUUAUGUUAGGGUACAUCGAACAUAGACAUAUUCAUAAGAAUCCGCAAAAAAAAGAAGAUACCAUUAAGUACUUGCCUUUAGAUGUAAGUGCUUAUUGGCAGUUUUCAGUUGAUAAAAUCAUGCUAUCCGCUCUUCCUCCUAACAAUAAAGAUAAAAUAGUAUAUUGUGAUAAUGGUUGUAAGGCAAUAGUUGACACCAGUUCAAAUGCUAUAAUUGGCCCUGCAAAUGACAUUUAUGCUCUUAAUAACGUUAUCAAGGCUAAAUCUUUUGUUAUGAAUAGGUAUUCAGUUGACUGUAGUUCUAUAAAAAAUCUUCCAGAAGUUAACUUUUUGUUAGGCGGACAAAACUUCACAUUAAAAGGCUCGGAUUAUGUCACUAAGCUGACUGUAGGACCAACAACUUUUUGCAUGUCAGCUUUCCAACCUUCAGAAGAAACUUUAAAAGAUAUGUGGAUUUUUGGCGGCGCUUUUCUGAAGAAAUAUUAUAGUAUUUACGACUUAAAGGAGCGUAUGAUUGGUUUCGUAAGAGCGGCAUAAGAUUGUUGUAUUGCAAACGAACAUUUUAGAUUUGAAUGUUUAUAUAAUUUUGAGGCGGCAGCACAUUAAGGGCUAUGUUUUGUUUUGCAUCCUUUUCUGGUCGAAAGUGUCAUUCCUUUUUUUUAAAAAUGCCGCUCUUAAAUAUUUGCUACAAAUGUUUUACAUUUCAUUCAUGCUUUAUAAUUAAAUGCUUUUUUGCCACAAGUGCCUUCAAUUAUCCUAUUAAAAAUGUAAACUAACUCUUUAAUAGUAUGUUUGUAAGCUUUUCUAAAAUAAAAAUUUCUUUUUUG
Molecule: messenger RNA, 1560 nt
Organism: Aethina tumida (small hive beetle)
Lineage: Eukaryota; Metazoa; Arthropoda; Insecta; Coleoptera; Nitidulidae
Exons: 9
Coding region: 35-1270 (411 amino acids)
Biological process (GO): proteolysis; cell death
Cellular component (GO): lysosome
Molecular function (GO): aspartic-type endopeptidase activity
Source: RefSeq, a predicted model, not a curated record